Molecule: messenger RNA, 1690 nt
Organism: Fusarium redolens
Lineage: Eukaryota; Fungi; Ascomycota; Sordariomycetes; Hypocreales; Nectriaceae
Product: major facilitator superfamily domain-containing protein
Exons: 2
Coding region: 103-1611 (502 amino acids)
Biological process (GO): transmembrane transport
Molecular function (GO): transmembrane transporter activity
Source: RefSeq, a predicted model, not a curated record
CAGGAUCUCCAUCUCUUGGCUGCUUCAUCUUUGACUUGGCAUUCCUAAAAAGUUUGAAUUUCUAUAGCCAAGAGAUCUCGCCAAGAAGUCAGACUUGGCGGAAUGUUUUCUGAAACGGAGAGGUCUGAGGUUGCUCGAAGCAAUGAGUCGUCAGAUCAACCGAUAAUCGUCCAAUGGAACGGUCCAAAUGAUCCGGAAAACCCAUACAACUGGUCCCGCAAGAAGAAAUGGUUUGCCGUCGGUCUUGGUCUCUUCGCGACGUUCAUCUCAAUGAUGAACGGGACAAUCAUCACUACAGCGCACGAAGCGAUUGGCCAAGACUUUAAUGUCAGCGACGAGAACUUUCCGCACUCAUAUUGGCCAGUUGCAUCGUGGGGACUGGGCGGUGCGUUGUUCUCACUGGUGUUACUUCCGAUUAUGGAAGACUUCGGGAUGAGGAUUGUGUUUCUUCUGGUCUAUACUGUCUUCCUCUGCUUUUUGAUUCCAGUUGGAGUGGCGCCUAACUACGCAACUCUGAUCAUCACCCGCUUCUUCAGCGGUGGAUGCUGCACUAUUCUCGCGAAUGCAGUAGCCGGCAUCAUCGGAAACGUCUUCGCCACCGAUCGAGCUCGUACGAUUCCAACAGGACUGUACAUCAUGAUCUACUUGAACGCCAGCAGUCUUGGACCAGUCAUUGGGGCCGCCAUAUUUCAGUUCUUGCCGUGGCGAUGGAUCGGAUACAUCGAACUUAUCUGGACCGGUGUCUUCUUCCCGAUUUUCAUCCUAGCAAUGCCUGAGACACGAGGGUCAGCGAUAUUGACGGCGAGGGCGAAAAAGUUGAGAAAGCAGGGGAAGAAUGCAUACAGUCAGAAGGAGCUUGAGUCCAAGUCGAUUCUUCACGAUAUUUGGACAAGCAUUCAGAGGCCAUUAUACAUGCUCUGCACUGAGUCGGUUGUCUUCAUAUCAACUGUCUGGACGGCAUUUAGUCUGGGGGUGAUUUACGUCUUCACGCAGUCUGUUGAGCAAGUCUUCACUGCUCUUUACGGAUGGAACGCUAUUGAGGCAGGUUAUGUUCAAGCUGCUAUUGUUAUCGGAGAGAUUCUUGGCUUUGGUCUUUGUGUCUUGACGAAUAACUGGUACUAUGCUUCUGCCUCGCGCAACAAGGAAGCUCCCGGUACGCCUAUUCCCGAAGCUCGACUGUACGCCGCCGUUAUCGGAGGAUUCAUCGGCGUCACCGGUGGCAUGUUUGUCUACGCAUGGACAAGCUAUUCCUCAGUCCACUGGAUUGGACCCGCGUUUGGACUUAUGCUCGUUGGCCUUGGCACCGAAGCCGUCGUUGUGAGCAUCGCCAACUAUCUGAUCGACGCGUACAGCAAUUAUGCCGGAAGCGCUAUCGGAGCGACCGUGUUGGGAGAAAACUUGGGGGUUGCUUUUCUGCCACUUGCUUCAAGCAGUAUGUAUACCAACCUGGGCUUUCAUUGGGCCAGUUCGCUGCUGGGUUUCAUCUCGUUGGUCCUGGCGGCUGCGCCAAUUGGUGUCUUUAUCUGGGGAAAGGAGAUCAGGGCUCGAAGUCCAUUCAUGAAGUCGGCUAUGUCGAAGCCAAUGGAGUUUUCAAUGGCGCCUUCAGAGUAGGCGGAUGGUUAGGAAGCAAGCGCGUUGGUAGGAAAAAGUAGACCAAGACUGUGAUAAGCGAUCUGAAUACUUGUAUUUC